CGGCCAAUUGGGCACCACCAUGGUGUGCAUGUCCAAGUUGCUUUGCUUGCUCCUUCCUCAUUCACCACCGACAGGCUACAGGAUACUUCACCAUGUCAGGACUACAGUUCGGACUCAACAUCAAGAAAAAGGGCCCCGUACUCGCCAAACCAAAGCCAGCAGCAAGCCGACCUCUAGGCGGCCGCAGUGCCUUUGGCAACCGCAGCUCCGACGAAGACAACCUCGACGACGACGAAGACACCACUACCACGACCCCCUCCUCCUUCUCAAGACCAAACCCCACCACCUCUUCCUCCUCCACUGCAUCUGUCAACAAAGCUCUCCGCCCAUACGCAACUGCGGCCGUUCAAUCCACCGCCGUGAUCGAGCAACAGAAUGCGGCUCUGGCGGAGGAUCCGACCAUUUUCGACUAUGACGGCGUUUACGACCAACUCAAGGCUGCGGACCGAGCCCGUGAACUCGCCCGCAAACAGGACUCUGCCGACCGGAAACCCAAAUACGUCGCCGCUUUACUUCAAGCUGCCGAGACCCGGAAACGGGAUCGGUUACUUGCAGAGGAACGACGGCUAGAACGAGAGCGCGAGAAGGAAGGAGAGGAGUUCAAGGACAAGGACAUGUUUAUCACACCGGCAUACAAGGCUCAGAAGGAAGCCAUGCGGUUAGAAGAGGAAGCGGAUCGCAAGCGGGAAGAGACAUUAGCCAAGGAUAAGGAUGGCUCGUUGAUGCAGGGCUUCUAUCGGUCGUUGCUGGAUGAGCGGACAAAGUUGAGACCCUCGGGUGCGGAUCUGAUGGCAGCACAGAGUAUGAUCGCAGGAGAUACAAAGGCACUCAAGGUUCUGGAGGAGGAGAAGAAGUCGGAAGAGCUCGAGGUCCGUGAGCGAGCAAAGGAGGCUCAGGCGCGAGGAAUCAAAGUCGCUGUAAACGAUGAGGGCGAAGUCAUCAACAAGCGGGAGUUGCUCAAGGGUGGACUCAACAUUAUUAAAAAGAAACCAACAGCCACUUCCUCUUCGUCCUCUACCUUGGAUCGUGGAUCGCGCGACAGGUAUGACCGCGAACGAGAGUAUGCUGCAUAUAAGGACGCAAAGUACCGGUCUUCGUCUUCACGCCAUGGAAGGGAUGACCGUGAUGAUGCAAGCAAGGAUCAGCGGGCGAGGAUGACAGAGCAGAUCGAACACCAGCUGUUGGAGCAGCAGAAGAAGGAGGAGGAGGAAGAGAGGAAGAGACAGGAGGCGAUCCGCGAAGCGCUUAAGCGGAAAAACCAGGACGAUCAGGUCAUGGAUGCUAAGGCUCGUUACUUAGCAAGAAAGGCAGCGACAGCGACAGCAGGAAAGACGGGCUCUUGAACGCACCAAAUAAACAUGCUGAAAAACACGUAUACUUUUGAAAC
This is a messenger RNA of Gamsiella multidivaricata, 1387 nucleotides long. RefSeq names its product coiled-coil domain-containing protein 55-domain containing protein. The record is from RefSeq and is a predicted model, not a curated record. The transcript has a single exon. Lineage: Eukaryota; Fungi; Mortierellomycota; Mortierellomycetes; Mortierellales; Mortierellaceae. Gene Ontology annotation, biological process: regulation of alternative mRNA splicing, via spliceosome. The coding region runs from base 93 to 1343 and encodes 416 amino acids.